Oldenlandia corymbosa var. corymbosa is the source of this 1935-nucleotide messenger RNA. The record is from the annotation of a GenBank genome assembly. NCBI's taxonomy places the organism in Eukaryota, Viridiplantae, Streptophyta, Magnoliopsida, Gentianales, Rubiaceae.
AUGGGUUUUCCGGUUGGGGUCAGAUUCAAUCCAAAGGAGGAGGAACUUGUGUGCCAUUAUCUGAAGAACAAGAUUCUGGGUCAUCCAUUAUCUAAUUUUGAAUCCCAGUUCUUGAUUGACAUCAACAUAUAUGGCGCAAACGCCACUCCCUGGGAAUUGUUCGGUUCCGAUUCCGACCAGUUUAUCCCGUGGCUUCCGACGGUGGAUACCUCAAACAAAGUCAAGCAUUCAGAAGAAAAUCUUUAUGUUUUAACCAAACUUUCGAGCGUCGGAAAAACCGACCGAUCGGAGAACAAGCAGAAGAGCAGGGUGGCCGGAUGCGGGACGUGGCACGCGAACAACACCAAAGAGCCGAUCAAUGUGAUUGGUAAGAACGGUGAAUCGAUAUUGAUCGGGUACCGGAGAAACUUCACAUUCCGAUCACCGACCCAUGAAACGGUGGGACAAUGGAAUAUGACAGAGUACAAUAUCAAUCCAAAAGCUUUCGGCCUCGCGAAAUUCAAUUGCGACGAUUAUGUUUUGUGUAAGAUUAAGAGAGAUGACACCAAAAGUUCUUUCGGUGGCAAAUUGGUUACCAAGAAGAGGAAAUCGAGAAAUAGUCCUAAAAAGAUUGUUGUUGUGGAACCAUCAUCAUCUCCUUCUUCUUCUUCAGCAUUGGAGAACAGAGUGAAUGGAAGCGAUGAUGAGAAUGUAGAGACUUUCAAUAAACCAACGCCAUUGGAGGUGUCAAGAAGGAAGAUUGCAUCUUUUAGAACGAAUGACAGGAGUUCAUUCGAGACUCGAAAACAAGAUCCAUUCACACAAAUCGAUCGGAUUGAGCAAAAUUCAAGCAAGUUUAAGCCACCCAUAACCCAAAAUUCUACGUAUCUUCAGGGGAAUCAUCGAACCGAUGUUCUCGUAUGGCCGCCUAAAAUGGAGGAGAGCCAUAAGGAGUUCAAGAAGAUUGGCUUUAAUGGUGGCUAUACGUUGGGUCUCAUGAACCCUAGACACAUUUUAAUCCGAUUUGAUGAAGAAGAUGACUAUCAACGAUGCUGGAUUAGAAUGUUUUGGAAUAUUGUGGGUUUCUCCAUACACAUUUUGAAAUGGACGCCGGGAUUCUGUUUUGAGGAAGAUCCGCCCGUCGUUCCUAUUUGGUGCUGCAACUGCUGCAAGAUUGGACGUAAAGUUAGAGACUGUCGAGUUAGAAAGCCACCACCGCCGCAAUUGAAUGAUGCUGUGAAGGAGAAUGAAUCGGUUCCAAAGAAGAAAGUCAUUAAAUUGCAGCAAUUAAAAGGGACUUGGGGCUACAAAGGUCGAAAGGAAAAUUCAGAUUUAGACGUUAAGAUUCUGCAAGUGCAACCAUUAAUUGUUAAGGCUAUCGCAAUGCAAUCCAGCGAAUCGCAACCCCUCCAAUCGCGAACCCUAGCGCAAACCUUUGAGGCGUGUGCCGGUGGAUCGACUUCAGACGUUUCCAUCAAGGUUGUUGAUGGCGCGCAUGUAUCUGUUCUUACAUCGGAGAUAACCCCUGAUAUGGUGACCACCAAUCAUUUCGUAGCUCUUGACGCAAUUGAGGAGGAGUUCACUAAAGUUGUUGACGUGGAAGGGGAGGAGAAUGUGGAAGAUUAUUAUAUUGAAGACCCUUUGCCUACGACUAAAAUUCAGAAUUCUUUGGAUGUAGCUGGUGAUCAACAUGAUGUUUUUCUGUUGGGAAACUCAAGUCCUUUGGAUGUUGAUAAGAGUUUGGAUGAUGGAGAAGUCGGGAAAGCAUCCAAUGCCGAGGAUUUGGAAGAUAAUGAACGUGGGAGUUGGUCUGAUGGAGAUGCCAAUAAUCUUAAUGUACCUAAAUCGGAAAAAAGGGAAGGUGCAGUACAUAAAAAACAUGGUCGGAAAUCAAAGGAUGAAAAGCCAAAGCAGCUAGAUGGGUUGAUCCCAAGGCGGUCUUUGCGACUGCAAUAG